AUAGAUCAUUGAAACGGGAAAAAAAUCAUGAAAAUGAAGGGACGGAAAUGAUCGAGGGGUUCCGAACCAUCGCUGGCUCAGUCGGAUUCAUCGAAUAACGCAAUUUUCUCUGCGGAGAUGAAUCACUAUUAUAUCAUCUAUCGCUCUCCCUAAGGAUCCCACAAAAGAAACUUUUCGAGAAGAAAGAGAUUAAGCUAUCAUUAUGACUGGAACGAACGGAAAUGGAAAUGGCAACGGCAGCGCCGUUGUCGGAACAAGUACUGUGAAGCAGGGUCUUGCACAGAUGCUGAAGGGUGGAGUCAUCGUAAGUUUCCGGUUUUCUUCAUUUCUUUUCGUGCGCAACGCCUUUCCGAACUGAAAUUCAUGUCGUCACAUUUGGAUUCAAAGCAAUAUUAUUACGCGGAAAAAUCUUGUGAAUCUAAUGAGAGAACAUCAAUCCCCUGCUUUGCACGCUCGCAAUUUCGCAUAAAACUGUUGUCGUCGAAUGAUUCGUGUCUUCUUACCUUCCGCCGCUGGGUUAUCCUUUGCUAUUUCACCAUACUACAUGCGCAUAGAUGGAUGUCAUGAAUGUUGAGCAAGCCAAGAUUGCCGAAGCUGCCGGUGCUGUCGCUGUAAUGGCAUUGGAACGCAUCCCGGCCGAUAUUCGUCGUGAUGGCGGUGUAGCAAGAAUGUCUGAUCCUUCUCUGAUCCAGGAAAUCAAAAAUGCUGUCACCAUUCCAGUCAUGGCUAAGGCUCGCAUUGGCCAUUUUGUUGAGGCACAGAUCCUCGAAGCUUGUGAAGUUGACUACAUUGACGAGAGUGAAGUACUCACUAUGGCCGACGACGUCCAUCACAUCGACAAAACUCAGUUCAGCGUGCCUUUUGUAUGUGGAUGCCGUAAUCUUGGAGAGGCCCUUCGACGAAUUGCCGAAGGAGCCUCCAUGCUUCGAACCAAAGGGGAGGCAGGUACUGGAAAUGUUGUAGAGGCUGUCCGUCACGCCCGACAGGUCCAAGGCGAUAUCCGACGUCUUCAAACCAUGAGCAAGGAUGAGCUCUUCGUCGCAGCGAAGGAGCUUCGUGCCCCAUAUGAUCUCGUCAAGCAGAUUGCUGAGGAUGGCAAACUCCCAAUUGUCAAUUUUGCUGCAGGGGGUGUCGCCACUCCUGCUGAUGCCGCCUUGAUGAUGCAACUCGGUGUGGAUGGCGUCUUCGUUGGUUCCGGAAUUUUCAAGUCGGCUAAUCCUGAAGCUCGCGCACGCGCUAUCGUACAAGCGACAACUCACUACAAGGACCCCAAGGUAUUGAUGGAUGUGUCUACGGGUCUUGGUCCCGCCAUGGUUGGAAUUUGCGACAUCAAAGGAGAUCCUGUCAACUUCCGUGAUCGCGAGGGUGGUGAAUACACAUACAGUGGAAAGGUUCCUCCAAAGAAGGAAUUGAGUGGGUACACAGAGACCCAGAUGUACGGUUCAUCGUGGAACAACUAGACACGAAAUCAGAUGAUACAAUUUAAUUUGGAUGUCUGACUGAAAAUUCCUAUGCACACACUUCCAUAGAACUUCAUAGAUAAUAAUCAGAUAUUGAAGAA
Pseudo-nitzschia multistriata is the source of this 1561-nucleotide messenger RNA. Lineage: Eukaryota; Bacillariophyta; Bacillariophyceae; Bacillariales; Bacillariaceae. The record is from the annotation of a GenBank genome assembly.